AUUUGGACAACAAUUUACACACGUGCACACUGGUUCUAAUUUCCUCCACUGCUUCAACUACCGUUAUCACUAAAACCCAAGGUAUGCCUAGCAUCACACAUACACACACUCUUGCUGGGUUUCAUUGUUACAAAUUCCAUAACAAAUUCAUUCACUGAUCCAUGGAACUUGUUUGUAAGUAGGUCACUGUGAAUCAUGGCCUCGCUGAAGCUUUCCAUUUCGUUGGAAACCUAUGAUUCCAAGAAGUUCAAUGUAAACCCACCUCAACCCUUGAAUUGGUGCUCUGUUUCUUCAAUUUUUAGUUACAUUCAUGUAAGUAAAGCUUGUACAAUCAAUUCCUUGAAUAGGGUCACUCACAUUAAGGUCUCUCGGUUUGAGACUGACUUGCCCAACACUUCUGAGUCUAAUGGUUUUGAUAAUGAGAGCUUGGUUGAGAAAAGGCUGUUGGGUACGAAGAAGGGGAUUAAAAGGGAGGUGGGUUUGAAAUAUAGGUUCAAAAGGUAUGGUAUUGAACGAGAAAUAGAGAAUUUGUUUGUGGGUGAUGGUGAAUUGGAUGUUAAUUACUCUGCUAUUGGGCCUGGCUUGAGCUUAGAGCAUUGUAAUGCUGUUUUGAAACGGCUCGAGAAGUGUAGUGAUAGCAAAACUCUGACAUUUUUUGAGUGGAUGAGAAACAAUGGAAAGUUAGAGCAGAAUGUGAGUGCUUAUAAUUUAGUUCUUCGGGUGAUGGGUAGAAGACAAGAUUGGGAUGCAGCGGAGACAAUGGUUCGUGAAUUAAGUAAUAAAUUUGGUAGUGAAUUAGAUUGUCGGGUUUUUAAUACAGUUAUUUAUGCUUGUUGUAAGUUGGGGCGAAUGGAGUUGGGUGCAAAGUGGUUUCGGUUGAUGUUGGAAAAAGGGGUUCAGCCUAAUGUUGCUACUUUUGGGAUGCUCAUGGGACUUUACCAGAAGGGUUGGAAUGUUGAGGAGGCAGAGUUUACUUUUUGCCAAAUGAGGAAUUUUGGGAUUGUAUGUCCUUCUGCAUACUCGGCGAUGAUCACAAUUUAUACCCGAUUGAGGUUGUAUGACAAGGCGGAAGGGGUUAUUGGCUUAAUGAGAGAAGAUAAAGUGGAAAAAAAUCUGGAGAACUGGUUGGUAAUGCUGAAUACGUAUAGUCAGAAUGGCAAAUUAGAGGAAGCUGAGUUGGCAUUGGUCUCGAUGCAAGAAGCAGGGUUUUCCCCAAAUAUUGUUGCAUACAAUACAUUGAUAACUGGGUAUGGGAAGGUAUCCAAUAUGGAUGCUGCUCAACGUGUGUUUCUGAGCAUUCAAGAAGUUGGACUAGAACCUGAUGAAACAACUUAUCGUUCCAUGAUUGAAGGUUGGGGUCGUGCAGACAAUUAUAAGGAGGCAGAAUGGUACUACAUGGAGCUCAAGCGGUUGGGAUACACUCCUAACUCAUCUAACUUGUACACGCUAAUAAACCUGCAAGCCAGACAUGAGGAUGAGGAGGGUGCUGCCAGAACUCUUGAUGAUAUGCUGAAGAUGGAAUGCCAACAUUCCUCUGUCCUUGGAACUCUUUUACAGGCAUAUGAGAGGACUGCAAGGAUUGAUAAAGUGCCCCUAAUUUUGAAAGGUUCGUUAUAUCAACACGUUCUUGUUAACCAGACUUCUUGCUCCAUUUUGGUCAUGGCAUAUGUGAAAUACUGCAUGGUGGAUGAUGCAAUAAAACUGUUGGGGGAAAAACUCUGGAAGGAUCCACUUUUUGAGAAUAACUUGUAUCAUUUGUUGAUUUGCUCAUGCAAGGAGUGGGGUCAUUUUGAGAAUGCUAUUAAGAUAUACACUCAAAUGCCCAAACAUGAUGACAAGCCAAACUUGCACAUUUCAUGUACAAUGAUUGACAUUUACAGCGUCAUGGGUCUUUUCCCUGAAGCCGAGCAACUCUAUUUGGAGUUGAAAUCUUCGGGAAUUUCUUUGGACAUGAUUGCUUUUAGCAUUGUUGUGAGAAUGUAUAUCAAAGCUGGAUCUUUGAACAAGGCUUGCUCUGUUUUAGACAUGAUGGACAAGCAGAGAGACAUUGUUCCAGAUGUUUAUCUGUUCCGUGAUAUGCUUCGCACAUAUCAGAGAUGUGGUAUGUUGGAUAAAUUAGCUGAUCUAUACUAUAAAAUCUUGAAGAGUGAAGUGACUUGGGAUCAGGAAAUGUACAAUUGUGUGAUAAACUGCUGUGCUCGUGCUCUGCCAGUUGAUGAGCUUUCUAGGCUUUUUGAUGAAAUGCUUCACCAUGGGUUUUUUCCUAAUACCAUUACCAUCAAUGUGAUGCUUGAUGUGUAUGGAAAAUCCAAGCUUUUCGUGAAAGCUAAAAAGUUGUUCUGGAUGGCUCAAAAACGAGGUUUGGUAGAUGUGAUCUCGUACAAUACUAUUAUAGCUGCAUAUGGCCAAAAUAAAUACUUCAAGAACAUGUCAUCAACAGUUCAAAAGAUGCAACUUAAUGGCUUUUCGGUUUCACUUGAAGCCUACAAUUGUAUGUUGGAUGCUUAUGGGAAAGACAGGCAAAUGGAGAUCUUUAAAAGCGUCUUACAGAGAAUGAAGGAAUCAGAUUGUGCUUCUGACUACUACACAUAUAACAUAAUGAUAAAUAUAUAUGGAGAACAGGGAUGGAUUGAUGAAGUAGCUGGUGUGCUCACAGAAUUGAAAGAGCGGGGACUUGGACCUAAUUUGUGCAGCUAUAACACAUUGAUCAAGGCAUAUGGAAUUGCAGGAAUGGUUGAAGAUGCUGUGCAUUUGAUUAAGGAAAUGAGAGAAAAUGGGAUAGAACCUGAUAAGAUAACCUACACCAAUCUGAUCUCUGCACUGCGUAAGAAUGAUAAGUUUUUGGAGGCCAUUAAGUGGUCCUUGUGGAUGAAGCAGAUGGGUUUGUGACAUGGACAACCAUAUAUAAUAUGUUCGCGUGUUUUGCUUUUUAAGCCUCUCUACACUUGAAAGAAGCCUGGGCUCUAGGAUUCAGAUUCUACUCUAACUCCUCUCAGAAUUUAGUUCUGUGCACAAUUAUAUUGGUUUGUGACAUCUGGUGCUGCUGCAGGGACCCGUAGACAGGACGGUAGGUCCAUGUGUGUCCCUUCUGUUUUGCUUGCGGAAACUGAUGUAAUUUGUUCCUUAUUGUAAAGUUAGAUAGUCCAUUGUGAGCUGCAGCUCAAACAGCUUUCGAGAGGUUGAAUGAUUUUGCUGAUUGUAGCGUAAGACAAACCAUGUGUUUUGACAGUUAAAGUAGCAUAUCUGCUUAUAUUAGGGGUUCUCCAACAGAAUUGAACUGUUCUUUAAACCGAAGCCAACAAGCAGUACAGGAAUUUGGUUGGCAUAAGCUGUAAAAGAAGAUAAAAAAUUACAAACAGGCAUCUUGGUAAAUGCUAUGACUAAGAGAGGUACAAAAAAAAUGAAGGGGAGGUAAAAUGCCACUAAAGAACUCAAAUGAGGCCACAGAUGUCACACUUCUCUAAAGAGUAGAUGCCACUAAGGCGACUUUCUAUGGUUGUGCUAAGAGUUUAACUUUUGGGAACACAGCAGUGUUGCUUGUUCAUCCUGUCAAAGUAUUGCAGUUCAUUCAAGGACUGGUAUCUGUAACUCUAAUCUGAUUAUUUUACCCCAUAAAUCAAUGUGGAUUGAAACAGUUAUAUAUAGAUAUCUUCAGCAUUUGGCUUUGUGAUUUCA
Quercus robur (English oak) is the source of this 3675-nucleotide messenger RNA. RefSeq names its product pentatricopeptide repeat-containing protein At4g30825, chloroplastic. The record is from RefSeq and is a predicted model, not a curated record. Lineage: Eukaryota; Viridiplantae; Streptophyta; Magnoliopsida; Fagales; Fagaceae. The transcript has 3 exons. Gene Ontology annotation, molecular function: protein binding. The coding region runs from base 196 to 2889 and encodes 897 amino acids.